Drosophila kikkawai is the source of this 1425-nucleotide messenger RNA. RefSeq names its product galactose mutarotase. Lineage: Eukaryota; Metazoa; Arthropoda; Insecta; Diptera; Drosophilidae. Gene Ontology annotation, molecular function: carbohydrate binding; aldose 1-epimerase activity. The record is from RefSeq and is a predicted model, not a curated record. Gene Ontology annotation, biological process: glucose metabolic process; beta-D-galactose catabolic process via UDP-galactose, Leloir pathway.
UUUUAUUGACAACUUUCAAACACUUUCGAUCUGACUUGAAGCAAAAAAGACUCCAAUUUUAAAAGCUCAAAAUUCAAAAUUAAAAAGCAACAAAAAUAUUUCGGAGAAAUGGUCAAGGUUGUGGAGGACAUUUUCGGUAUCGCGACCAACCCGAUUACGAAGCAGGCCCAGGUAGUCCGUAGAUAUACGAUCACCAACGCCAACCGCCUCUCGGUGGCCAUCAUCCAACUGGGAGCCACCGUUCAGAGCAUUCAGACGCCGGAUGCCUACCACCAACUGGCGGACGUGGUCCUCGGAUUCGACGACAUUGCUGGCUACACUAAGAACCGAAAGUACAAGUUUGGCUGCACGCUGGGCAGGGUCACGGAUGUCGUGGCCAACGGAGAGUUUAUCAUGGAUGAGCGAAGGAUCAUCGUGUCCAAGAACCUGAACCAGAAGCACCAGGUCAACGGGGGCUUUGUGGGCUUCGAUCAGAUCAUUUGGGAUCUGCACAUGAAACGACCGGAUGGCGUUACUCUGCGACACAUAUCGAAGGACGGGCACGAAGGGUUUCCUGGCAACCUGUACGUACUGAUCCACUUCACCAUCGACGAUGACAACCGGUUCUUCAUCUGGAUCGAGGGCACCACCGAUCAGACCACAGCGGUGAACAUAUCCAACCAUAUUUACUUCAAUCUAGCUGGCCAGAAAACUGGGAAAAGGGGCAUCUUUGAUCACCAGAUCACAAUCGAGGCGACGGAAACGAUGGAGUCCAUGGGCGACGACGGUCUGCCCACGGGGAAUUUCAAGGCCGUAGAUGACUCUGUGUAUGAUAUCCGACUACCGGUGUUCUUGGGCGAUCGCGUGCGUCAGUUCGAGAAGCAAAAGGUGACCGGCUACGAUGUGUUUUAUGCCCUCGACAAGGAGUUCGAUUCCAAUAUAACGCGCUACAUUGCCCGGUUCUUACAUUCGCAUUCCGGCAGAUUUAUAGAGCUUUAUAGCAACCAACCGUGCAUGAAGUUUUCCACCGCUAACAACUUUCCGCAGCAACCGCUUGGCGAGGAACCUAUCCUUGGGAAGGAGUGCACCCGCUACUGGCAGCAUUGUGGUUUCAGUCUGCAACUGCAAAACUAUCCGGAUGCUGUAAAUCAGCCGGAGUUCCCACGGAUAUUUAUCAAUCCCGGAGAGCACUAUUUCCACGAAACCGUUUACCAGUUCGGGGUCCAGGAAUCAUGGAAAUGCUGCGCCGAUCCAAACGAAAUAUCCGAACUUUGCGAGGAGUCAAAAGAAAAGCUAGAACCAGAGCCGAAGCCAGAUCUAGAGCCGGGGCCAGUGCCAGUUCCGGUGCCUGUUAAAAAAACAGGUUUUUAAUUACAAAUUUAGGUACGCAAUGUAAAUUAUUUCGAUGUUCGAUUUUGUAUAAUAAAAUAUUUGUCCAUUUUGGUA